AUGGUGAAAGUAAUUUUAUCACUAUUAUUACUUCUUUUGGGAAUUAAUGCUAAAAAUUAUUUUGCCAGAAUCCCUGAAGGUAAGGGAGAUUUCGACAAUGUUAUUACAGACAUCUGCAUAAACGGUAGGAGAUAUUAAUUUAGAGGCCAAAACACGAAGAAUAAACGAGUCGUUGAGCAGAGAAUUGGCCAUCAAAUGUGGAAGAUCGACUGGAAAUAAAGUCAAGGACAAUCAAGGACGAUUGUAUCCUUGGGCUGUUUCGAUAACUCUAAGGGCAAGCAAUAGAAAAUAAGGUAUUUAUACCCCUUUCAGAACAAAAAUACUCUGGGAGGUGCUAUAAUCUCGCCUUAUCACAUCAUAACUGCCGCCCACGGAUUCCUUCGAUUUGACGUUGAUCAUCCUGGACCUUGUUUGUAAGUUGGUAUGGGAUUAUCAAUUGUUUUGACUUCAUUCCAGAGUGACCAGUUACAAAAACGAAAGUGAAGUUCUGAUCAAGAAAGUUGCCUUUGGCGAUGAUUGUAUUCGAUCUGCAGUAACUAGAUUGAGCAGCAAGAAUCUUUGUGGUAUUAGCAAAAUUCAAACAGCAAAAGUAAGAAAAUUUCGUAUUAAAAUAAGCAUUUCAUAUAUUACACUAGCCAUCAAGCUUUUAGAUUCGAAUGGUCGCUAUUGAUCAUGGAUUUGCAAUGGGGCUGUGUCAAGAAGGUCACGAUUGGGCGAUAAUUGAAUUGGAAGAGCCCAUCGAAUUCGACAAUUACACCUCACCCAUAUGCCUUCCAUUCCCAGGACAGCCCGUCCAGCCAGUGGUGACUGCAAUCAGUUGGGGAAGGACUAGCAGUGAGUUAAACAUUGUAAUGAUACGACUCAAGAGACAUAUUUGAUUAAAAAAUUACAGUAUACUACGAGAGUGACCCUUUGAUCCGCGAGAUCCCCAUGCAAUCCGACCCCUCUUGUUCCGCUCCAUGGUCGGAUCAGAUGCCCACAAAAGUCAUGGAUUAUUUGUGCGCCAAAUCUCUGGACCCGGGGAAUUGGAAUUCGAAAAGAACUUGCCAUGGAGAUUCGGGAUCUGGUCUUCAGCAAGUAGAUUCUCAUGGUCUGUACACUCUGGUGGGCGUGACUUCUUUCGGAUCAGUUGGAUGCCCUCCAAAUGAGUUGGCCAGAUUUACGCGGAUCUCCAAUUAUCUCGAAGAUAUCUGUGAAUUGACGGGAGUGUGUUAUACUGUCUAG
Bursaphelenchus xylophilus (pine wood nematode) is the source of this 1224-nucleotide messenger RNA. The record is from the annotation of a GenBank genome assembly. Lineage: Eukaryota; Metazoa; Nematoda; Chromadorea; Rhabditida; Aphelenchoididae.